CAGCCUGUUAGCACUGCACCAUCAUGGAGCUGGAGCACUUUGAUGAGCGGGACAAGGCUCUGAGGUACACCCGAAGAGGCUCGAGGGGGAACGGGCUCCCCAGUCCCACUCACAGCGCUCACUGCAGCCUGUACAGAACCAGGACACUGCAAGCUCUGAGCUCAGAAAAGAAAGCCAAGAAGAUCCGCUUCUACCGCAACGGGGACCGCUACUUCAAGGGGAUUGUGUAUGCAAUUUCUCCGGAGAGAUUCAGGUCUCUGGAGUCGCUGCUUGCUGACCUUACAAGGUCCCUGUCAGACAAUGUCAACUUGCCUCAAGGGGUGCGGACCAUAUAUACCAUUGAUGGGUCUACAAGGAUCACCAGUAUGGAUCAGCUGGUGGAAGGAGAGAAUUAUGUCUGUGCCUCCAUAGAGCCCUACAAGAAGGUGGACUACAUAAAGAAUGUAAACCCCAACUGGUCGGUCGGUGCUAAGACUGCUGCAGCAGUUCGAGAUUUCUCCUCCCUAGGUAGUGCCAAGGCCGUAUCCCCAGAAACCAGGGAGAGCAAGGACUUCAUCAAGCCCAAGCUGGUGACAAUAGUUCGCAGCGGAGUAAAGCCCCGGAAGGCCAUACGAGUCCUGCUCAACAAGAAGACGGCACACUCCUUUGAGCAAGUCAUGACCGACAUCACAGACGCCAUCAAGCUGGAUUCUGGAGUCGUGAAGAGGCUUUAUACAGUCGACGGCAAGAUGGUCACCUGCCUCCAGGACUUUUUUGGGGAAGACGAUAUAUUCUUCGCUUGUGGGCCUGAAAAGUUCCGCUACCAGGACGACUUCAACCUGGAUGAAAGCGAAUGCCGGGUGGCAAAAUCUGCAUCGUACGGUCGACUCCCCUCAGUGCACGGUCGCUCCUCACCAAGAAGCGGUGGGAUGUCUCGCAGGAGCAAGUCUCCUUCUUCGACAGGUUCAGCGAACGGCACUGCAGGCAGUCAGCUCUCCACUCCUCGCUCUGGAAAGUCUCCCAGCCCCUCUCCAACCAGUCCGGCCAGCCUCCGAAGACGACAGGGAUCUCUGCACAGCGGCUCCUCGCUCUCGCUCGCCUCCACCAAGGUGUGCAGCUCCAUGGACGAAGGAGAUGGGCCGAGCAGUGAAGCUGAGCCAAUGGAUGAGAACUCCUCAGUUCCUGCCUCCAUAGCAGAGAGAUACAAAGUUGGGAGGACUUUAGGGGACGGAAACUUUGCAGUGGUGCGCGAGUGUGUGGAGAGAUCCACCGGGAGGGAGUACGCUCUCAAGAUCAUCAGCAAACAUAAAUGCAGGGGAAAGGAGCACAUGAUACAGAGUGAAGUAUCAAUCCUCCGCCGUGUGAAACAUCCCAACAUUGUACUGUUGAUCGAGGAAAUGGACACUUCCAAUGAACUCUAUCUCGUCAUGGAGUUAGUCAAGGGCGGCGAUCUCUUUGAUGCCAUCACCUCGUCCAACAAAUACACCGAGGCCGAUGCCAGCUGUAUGCUGUUCAAUUUGGCGAGCGCCAUCAAGUAUCUGCACGGUCUCAACAUUGUUCACAGAGAUAUAAAACCGGAGAAUCUGCUGGUGUACGAGCACCAGGAUGGCAGUAAAUCUCUGAAGCUGGGGGACUUCGGCUUGGCCACCGUCGUCAACGGGCCACUCUACACCGUGUGUGGCACACCCACCUACGUGGCUCCAGAAAUUGUUGCAGAAACAGGGUACGGCCUCAAGGUCGACAUCUGGGCAGCCGGUGUCAUUACUUACAUUCUGCUGUGUGGAUUUCCUCCUUUCCGUGGCAGCGGAGAGGACCAGGAGGCUCUCUUUGAACAGAUUCUGAAGGGUCAGCUUGACUUUCCUACAUCGUAUUGGGAGAAUGUGUCCGAUUCGGCCAAGGCUCUGAUCGGCGGGAUGCUCCAGGUAGACGUGGAUGAAAGAUACUCAGCUCUACAGGUGCUCGAACACCCCUGGGUCAACGAUGUGUCGGAGAAUAAGCACCAGCUCUCCGUGGCUGGAAAAAUCAAGAAGCACUUCAACACUGGACCCAAACUCAGCAUCAACACGGCGGGAGUGUCGGUCAUUACGACCACGCCACUGGAUAAAGAGAAGCAAGUUUUCCGAAGAAGACGCCACCAGAGUGUGAAGCCCGCCCAGCACUUCCCGCACGGAGCAGACCAGGCCGUCUCCCCCGGCGAGUUCAACUCCGAGUCCGAGGACUACUCCCCCAGCUCGGCCGACACCGUCCGCUCGCCCACCUCUCCGUUCUAACAGCCCACUGCUCUGCUCACACGGACUCUCAGAAU
This is a messenger RNA of Salarias fasciatus (jewelled blenny), 2284 nucleotides long. Its product is annotated as serine/threonine-protein kinase DCLK1-like. The record is from RefSeq and is a predicted model, not a curated record. Gene Ontology annotation, molecular function: ATP binding; protein kinase activity. The transcript has 15 exons. The coding region runs from base 24 to 2249 and encodes 741 amino acids. Gene Ontology annotation, biological process: intracellular signal transduction; protein phosphorylation. Lineage: Eukaryota; Metazoa; Chordata; Actinopteri; Blenniiformes; Blenniidae.